Molecule: messenger RNA, 2658 nt
Organism: Kluyveromyces lactis
Lineage: Eukaryota; Fungi; Ascomycota; Saccharomycetes; Saccharomycetales; Saccharomycetaceae
Gene: PRP6
Product: U4/U6-U5 snRNP complex subunit PRP6
Exons: 1
Coding region: 1-2658 (885 amino acids)
Biological process (GO): mRNA splicing, via spliceosome
Molecular function (GO): protein binding
Source: RefSeq, a predicted model, not a curated record
AUGGAGACUCCCAGUUUCCUAAAACAAUCUCCACCACCUGGUUACAUCGCUGGUAUAGGUCGUGGAGCGGUUGGCUUUUCCACCAGAGGAAGUAAAGAUGAUAAAAGAGUUCCUGCUAGAUUGAAUAGAUAUGGGCGAGAUGCACCAGAUACUUCUGUAACAAAGAAUCCAAAUAGAUACAGAUCAGCAGUUUCGAAUGAAUCAUCGGAGAAACAGGUUAAAGAUGAAGACGAACAAGAGAUGAGAGUGUACGAAAAGAUCGAACAGCGACUUAAGAAUAAAAAAAUUAUCGACAAUGAAACAAGCCUAAAGACGAAGCCAGAUGAUGAACCAGACAAGCUAUCUUCUAAAUUUGUAGAUUUGAAGCGUAAUUUAGCAACUCUUUCUGAGCAAGACUGGCUGGAUAUCCCUGACGCAUCUGAUAUGACCAGACGAAACAAAAGGAAUCGAAUAGAGGAACAACUUGAAAGGAAAACAUUCGCUGCUCCUGACACUUUGUUCCAGGUUAAUGUCAACUUAUCCAAGUUAACUGAAGAGAGGGAAAAGUUACUUGCUGUCCAGAUAGAUAAGAGUUUUGAUUACAGCAAAAGUCAACUUACGGAUGAUGCUGAAUACUUGAAUAGAAUGAACCAAGAUGACAACACUAUUUCAUCUACGGAUUUGGAAGACAUUAGGAAAAACAGAUCCCUAUUAGCCGCGUAUCGUAAAUCCCAUCCAAGAAAUCCAGAAAACUGGAUUUCUUCAGCAAGAAUCGAAGAAAGAGCCAAUCAGUUCAAUCGAGCCAAAAGUUUGCUAGCGGAAGGUUGUAAACUGUGCCCUAAAAGUGAAGCUAUCUGGUUAGAAUCGAUACGCAUGAACGCAUCCGAUAAAGAAUAUUGCAAGAGGUUGGUUACAGUUGCCUUAAGGCUCAACGAGUUUAGUGAGCAGUUGUGGUUGAAGGCAAUCGCCCUCGAACAACACAAUACUGAUAAAAUUAAAGUCACUCGAAAGGCUCUAAUUAAACUACCACUAAGCUCUAUAUUAUGGGAAGUGGCGGUAAAUCUUGAAACUUCCACUCUUGAAAAGCUGAAAAUUUUGAAGAAAGCAGUUGAAUUAGUGCCGAAGGAUUCGCAGUUAUGGUUGAAGUUGAUAAGGUUACAAUCAGUCGAAUCUGCAGUGGACACCUUGAAAUCUGCUGAAGAACAUAUUAAAAAAGACAUCACAUACUGGCUUCUCAAAUGUCAACUCGAAGAAAAAAGAACGACCGCAAAUCUCGAUACGUUGGUAAAUAUCAUUUCUAGCGCAAUAAAGGAUCUUCAUGAACUGGAAGUUAAUCCAACUAUUACUGAGUGGUUCGAAAAUGCAGUCGCUAUAUCAACAGAAGGAUUGUAUCCAUUAACAGCGAAAGCAAUCAUCACAGCUACCAUCAAUAACUUAUUUGAAGACGCAUCCUCAAAUUUCCAAAGUCUCUCGAAGCUGUUGGUAAACGACACCACACUUCAGUGUACCUUGUUUUCCUCCUUCCUAAUCAAAUAUCCAACAAAGUACUCUAUUUGGAAGGAGUUCACCAAUUUCGCCGAAGACUUUUCGCGGAAAUUAGAGCUACACGAAACAUUCAGGAAGAUCCUCUUUACAGAUUCUCAAGCGGUAAAGAAAUACCCUGUCUUGGUUUUAAUGUAUGCGAAAGACGUUUGGGAUUGGGGUUCUGGUUCCACUGAAGCGUUGUCGAUUUUAGAUAAAGCUCUGGUGACAAAUUCGGCGUAUCCUGAGUUUUGGUUGGCUAAACUCAAAAUUUUGAACAGAGAUGGCAAAUUGGAUGAGAUUAUAAAUUCCUUUGAAGAAGCCGAAUCACACUUGGUAGAAUGCAUUGAUAAAUUAGUUCCUUUUUACGUUAAGUGUUUGCAAUCUAAAGGCAGUUUGGAAAUAGCUCAUUCUACUGUUGAUAUAGCUUUGGCACGUGAACCAAACGACAAACAUUUACUAAUCUUGAAAGCACAGCUAUACAGGCAACAAAGGGACCUUUCAUCAGCGAAGCGUGUGCUACAGAGGGCUACGGAUAUUUCUAAUCAUGAUCCAGAAGUGUGCUUGGAGUUCUCCAGACUGGUAAUGGAAACACAAGAUUGGGGCAAAGCGCGUUCAAUACUCAGCGUUUCUCUACUAAAGAAUCCAAAAUCCGAUACACUCUACGAGGCUCUCAUUACAUUGGAACUGCAAGUGAAAGAUAACAAACAAGUAACGUACCUCAUCGCUCAGGGUCUCAAAGCGUGUCCACACAGCUGGAGGCUCUGGUGUCUAAACAUCAGAACCCUUCCUAAAAAAUCACUACGUAAAACCACAUUCCAAGAUGCUCUCGAAGCUACAAAAGAGCAUCCAAUGGUGAUAACUGAGAUCGGAAAAGUGUUCCAAAAGGAACACCAAUACGCGAAGGCAUAUAAAUGGUUCAUAAGAGCCUCGGAAAAUAAUCUUCAAUUUGGGGACCCAUGGGUAUGGCUCUACAUCUGCGAGUCGUGCAUGAAUCCAGUUGAUUUGCAAAUAAAUGAAGAAAAAACGUUAAAGAAAUUGAAAGAAAAUGAACCCAGGUACGGUAUACUAUGGGAGCCCGCAGUAAACUCAUACCUACACAUAUCAAACUCUCCGAUUGAUAUUUUGCACAGCAUUAUCAACAAUUUACACCAAUAA